Molecule: messenger RNA, 501 nt
Organism: Knipowitschia caucasica
Lineage: Eukaryota; Metazoa; Chordata; Actinopteri; Gobiiformes; Gobiidae
Source: the annotation of a GenBank genome assembly
AUGCAAACUGUCAUUAACCAAGAGAGGGCCAGGCAGAUGGAGCUUACAGGGAAGCCAUCAAUACGAGACGAGAGCGGCAAUGGGGAAGAGGACUCAUUGUUUCUGGAGAGUGGCCAGCUUCUAUGUGAAAAUAACCCGCACAGACCCCCUGCUCGAUUUACUCUGGCCUCAGCUCACUUUACCAGCUCUGCCACAUUACCCAAGCAGCACUUUGUUCAUUCACGUCUUCUGCGCUCCUCUCAUGCGGCACUAUUCCCUGUGCAGUCUCCUCCUCACCGCUCGUUUGUUUUGACUCUUGUCCGCAGCGGACUGAACCUGUUUGUGGUAUGUGGAGAGUUUAGGGGCAUUAGGGAGAAAGGAAACCCCUCAUACCCAGAAAACCCCUUCAGGGCUUCCCUGGCUGUGUCCAAACCAGGCAUCACUGCUGCUGUUUGUGCCUCUCGCUUUCAAGGCCAGCCAAGAGCCUCUCCGCUCCUCCUCACUCUCAGCACAGAGCCCUAG